GCAGUGGAUGUGGUAUACUUGGACAGAGGGGUGAUUGUGGAUACGGUAUACUUGGACAAAGGGGGGGCGGUGGACGUGAGGGGUGGACAUGGUAUACUUGGACAAGAGGGGUGGCGGUGGACGUGGUAUACUUGGACAAGAGGGGUGGCGGUGGACGUGGUAUACUUGGACAAGAGGGGCGGCGGUGGACGUGGUAUACUUGGACAAGAGGGGCGGCGGUGGACGUGGUAUACUUGGACAAGAGGGGCGGCGGUGGACGUGGUAUACUUGGACAAGAGGGGUGGCGGUGGACGUGGUAUACUUGGACAAGAGGGGCGGCGGUGGACGUGGUAUACUUGGACAAGAGGGGUGGCGGUGGACGUGGUAUACUUGGACAAGAGGGGUGGCGGUGGACGUGGUAUACUUGGAC
Messenger RNA from Staurois parvus, 409 nucleotides. The record is from the annotation of a GenBank genome assembly. NCBI's taxonomy places the organism in Eukaryota, Metazoa, Chordata, Amphibia, Anura, Ranidae.